This is a messenger RNA of Anastrepha obliqua, 1176 nucleotides long. RefSeq lists its product as uncharacterized. The coding region runs from base 227 to 685 and encodes 152 amino acids. Lineage: Eukaryota; Metazoa; Arthropoda; Insecta; Diptera; Tephritidae. The transcript is spliced from 2 exons. The record is from RefSeq and is a predicted model, not a curated record.
AAUCAGUUUAGUUUAAAUACCCGUCGCGGCAACAACAUCCCUCUCAGUAUUCAACGCGAACAGUUCUCAUGCUAUUCAAAUUUUUAAUUUAAUUAAAUUAAAUCAAAUUAAAGCACAAAUUCAAAUUUGAAUCGAAUUGAAGUUUGCAAGUUUGCACGUCAACAACUUGAUUGAACGACUUGUUAUUGCUAUUUUGGUGGUUGUGGUGGUUUUAAACUCUUGACAAAUGGCACAACUUGUGCUCUUGAUAAUGGCCGCCAUGGUGGGGACCAGCAGUUUUGCACAAGGUUUCGUGCUGCCACACUUCGCCCAGCUGAUGGGCGCUGACUACGAGUACGUUGAGGAGACGCCGGCUGCGCCCACCCCAACGCCAAACUACAUCAUGCGCAUCGCACAUCACAACGAGUUACGUGAACCCGGACUGGCAGAGGUCACCAAAUUCAUCGAUGCCGCCGCGCCAUCCAACAAUCACGAGAGUGCCGAAUCUAACGCCAUAGAAGCGUCGAAGUUGGCGCACAAGCGCACGGGCGUGACAACAAACGAUGAGCAACGUCGACGACGAAACAAGACGCUAACCUACACAGAGCUUGAUCAACUGUUGGCCAAUUGGCAGUUGGAUAAGCAGCGAAAUACCUACGAGAUGCAGACCAGUAAUCGACGUGGAAUCGAUGCGCGUCGGAAUUAAGUGGAUUAACGCAUUUAGAUAAAUAUUCUCGUGUUGCUUUCGUUUUAUUGUAGUUGAAAGAGGGAAUGACUGUAUUGGUGCAAUCGCUAGUGGCGCUGAUAAGGCGAUGGGUAGUCACGCAUAAUAAUGUUAUCGCUGCGAAUGAGGCGGCAAGGAAUUUGCGUUGGAAAUGAAAUAUUUAUAUUUGAUAAUUCGUUUUUUUUUUUUGCUUUUAUUAUUUCAUUAUAACUUUAAUUGUACAAUAACACCGCGCUUGAUCCCGCGACUUCUUUGGAAUUACGUUAGCACGGCUGGGUACUUUGGCGUUCCGACAGUUGGGCGAAGGAGAACGGUGCAAUUAUUAAUUACCAACUCAUUUACGUAUCUCGAAUUUGUCUCUCUACAAAUAUUUGUUAAGCUACAUUUAUCUCAUAUUAAUACUGGUUCUAAUCUCUGUUAAAAUAAAAGUCUCGACUUGAGUUUGUAUAAAACAGAUAAAAGGUAAAAGGAAA